AUGGCUCCCAUCAAGUUGAAAAUCAAGGGCAACCGAUCGUUUUUGCCAUUCUCUCACCUCGACUCUGAAGAUGAGCUUUCCAAGACGUGGCGAGUGUGCACCAAAGUCAAGGAUUCCCUGGAAGACGGCUCUCGUCUGGAAAACCUGUCUUGGCGCUUAUGGUUUGUUCACAGUGUGGUAGUGGAUGAAGCCAAGGCCCAUUCGGCCUUUAAAAAAAUGUCGACCAUCACUACACGCAAACUGGAACGAGAAAUCAGCACCAAAUUACAGAAAGCCGGUAAAAAGGUCAAGCAACCCACUGAAGCCGUGAAAACCAAGUCAUCGACAACUUGGAAACCAUCGACAAGGACGGAAUCCGCGAAAACGGUGAAAACGGUCUCGACAAUGUCCACAACCAAGCAACCUUGCAAGACCGACAAACAUCAAUCCGCUUCAAACUCAUACACUCGUUACCGGCGUAUGCUCUGCCAUCAUCAUCAGCGGCAAAAAGAAAAGUGCCAACUCCACCAACAACAAGCACUUCAAAAGAACUUUAUCAAUACCAAAAUUGACCGCCUGGAAAAUACCCGAGUAGUGCCACCAUCUCACUCUGGAGGCUCGCACGUGCCCAAUUAUGCUUCAUUGCAAUCUUCGGUGCUGAAUCCUCUGGACAAUUUCAUGGAACCGUUUACCCACUUAUCCGUGCCUGACAAACCCAUGCUUUUGGAUGGUGCAUCCAUGAUUGACAAUAUCAUUCAAGAAGCAUGGAAAAACUAUUCUCCAACACAUUCAGGGGUUCUCGGUGACAAAGGAGGCACAGACAUGGAAGCUUCAGCUAUUGGGAAUCUGAAUGCGCUAAAAGAAGAUUCGGCCUCGUUUGAUGUGGACGUUACGCUGACGGAACCCUCUCUCCUCCCUUUACAAUGCUAUCAGUCAUCGUCAUUUUAUCCCACAAAUGAUACCGUAUCCAUGAUGGACCCAACCUUGAACACUUCGGCCUACACUAUGCCAACCACAGUAACUCGGCAUUUAUACGAAUCAACCGGUUACGAUACCACAACAGCCAUACGCAAUAAUACCUCAAUGCAUGACGCCAACAUGGCCACCGCACAAGUUGAAACUAGCUUUUAUGCCUCGCCGCCUUUGUCUUCUGACAAUGAACAGCAUCAACAUCUGCAACAGCAGUCGCAGUCGCAGUCGACGAUGAUGCAUACAUUGUCGGCUACAGGAUCACCUCAAAUGGCGCCAUCUGGAAUCCCAUCAUUGGCGGGACCUGAAUCCGUACGGGACACAGGGACGAGAACUUCUCCUGGUACGGAAUCGACGGACUAUGAAACCGAGUCUCCGAUCUGCAGCAACUGUAAAACGACGCACACACCUCUGUGGCGACGUUCAUCCACGGACCAUCUUCUCUGCAAUGCUUGUGGUUUAUAUUGGAGAUUACAUCAAGCUCCUCGUCCCUACCAUCUAAAAGUACCUUUGGUACGAAAAACAAAGAAAGAUGGCGAAACCACUUCGGUCCCAGAAUAUGUGUGCUCCAAUUGCAGUGCCACCACCACCCCGCUUUGGCGUCGCGAUCGUGAUGGUUCACCCCUGUGCAAUGCGUGUGGCCUUUACUUGAAACUGCAUCACGAAAAACGGCCCAUCUCGAUGAGAUCCGAUAUUAUACGAAAACGUAGACGCUUUGAUAAUACCAAUACCGUGACACACCCAGGCAAAAAAAUUACAGUAUAG
Messenger RNA from Radiomyces spectabilis, 1713 nucleotides. RefSeq lists its product as uncharacterized. The transcript is spliced from 3 exons. Gene Ontology annotation, molecular function: RNA polymerase II cis-regulatory region sequence-specific DNA binding; zinc ion binding; DNA-binding transcription factor activity, RNA polymerase II-specific. The record is from RefSeq and is a predicted model, not a curated record. Bases 1 to 1713 code for a protein of 570 amino acids. NCBI's taxonomy places the organism in Eukaryota, Fungi, Mucoromycota, Mucoromycetes, Mucorales, Radiomycetaceae. Gene Ontology annotation, biological process: positive regulation of transcription by RNA polymerase II; negative regulation of transcription by RNA polymerase II.